Molecule: messenger RNA, 771 nt
Organism: Dichomitus squalens LYAD-421 SS1
Lineage: Eukaryota; Fungi; Basidiomycota; Agaricomycetes; Polyporales; Polyporaceae
Exons: 3
Coding region: 1-771 (256 amino acids)
Source: RefSeq, a predicted model, not a curated record
AUGUACACCAAUCCUCCUACAGGUAGUUCGUACGCGGCAUAUACUUCCCAUGGCACCCGCGGGUACGGACAUCAGCAGAACGCGGGAGAUGCUGCUGGCGCCAUUUGGACUCCCGAGCAGUGUUUGGCUGCGUACCAGACGAGUAACGACCAGUACUGGGUCGACCACGGCCUGACGAUGAAUCAUUCUGGCUUACCCUCCUACCCUUCUCAGUCAAGCACACCCUCAGCUAGUCAAACCCGCAGGGCCACGUCUGGAGACCAUGGUAGUCUUCCGACAGGGGGCUGGUCUCAGCCGUUCCGGAUCCUCCCUCAAGAAGACUACAUGGCCAGGCGUCGGUACCAACGACAGGCUCCGAUCCUCUUCAGGGCGAGCCCUGCAGUAGGCUACGUCCGCCUGUCUGACUUCUACAACCCGCCCGUGCAUGGUAAUCCGCCACCCUUGGAAGGCGAAGACGACACAGUCUUCUCGGGGGAUAACCUCAGUCAAAAGCAGUCGAUCCGCCUAGAGAUUCAAGGAUGCAAGUCCUACGAGAGACAGAUCAAUGUACGCAAUCCGGCUAACAAUGCGCGCUCCAUCACCAGGAGGAAGUUGGCCGAGAAGAUCGCCAAGGAGAUCUAUGACUUCAUGAGACGUCACCAGCAAACUACGUUUGGUGACCCUUCCCUAGGACUAGGCCCAGGUGCAGAUGGUUUCAACAAGAUCGUCUUGAUAGAACUGCGGCACGUCUCGCGAUCGAGCUGGCAGCCCAUUCUUGGUGUCCUCCCUUGA